This is a messenger RNA of Zootoca vivipara (common lizard), 1942 nucleotides long. Its product is annotated as C-type lectin domain family 2 member B-like. The record is from RefSeq and is a predicted model, not a curated record. NCBI's taxonomy places the organism in Eukaryota, Metazoa, Chordata, Lepidosauria, Squamata, Lacertidae.
UUGGCAUCUAAUAGAAGGCCGUUCCACUUCUACCGAGAAGGCCCUCUGCAUAGUGUUUGAAGGGCUCACAAAAUAAGAUGACAAAGGGGAGGGACCUCUUGUAUUGCAUGAGGGCUGAAGCAGAGUUGCGGCUGGGACACUUCUGAGAAGUUGCCUGAAAGAGAGGGGAGCGGGGAGUGCCUACUGAGUUUCCUCUCGGAGCGGAGAAGAGAAGCCGAGGUUUGAUUUACUGGCAGCGCCUCGCAGGACGGGACAGCGCAUUCAGAACAGCAGGAAAUUGUGUGCCAAGUUCUUCCCGGAGCCUUGGAGCUGGAAAAGAUCCCGAAAAAAGUGGGUCAGGAUGGAAAGUGGGGAGAUCAGUGAAGAUGUGGGGGGGAAUGAAGCCAUUCGUCUUCGCGAAUUGCCAAGAAACGAAGCAGGCAACGAGACUGGAACGAAUGGACGGAGGCAAAGACAAUGGCUAAUGGCUUCCAUUGUUCUCAAUGUUGUCUUCUUUAUCAUCAUCCUUGUCCUUGCAGUAGUUCUUCAUAACAGAACAAAGCAACCAAGUUCCAACCCUGUUCCUACUGAAUAUUGCCCAUAUAACUGGACCAGCUAUAGAAACAAAUGCUACUAUUUUUCGGAAGAAGAAGGGGAUUGGAACUCCAGCCAAGUGUUUUGCUGCUCAAACGAUGCGUCUCUUGCUAGGAUUGAAGAGGAUGAAGAGUCUUUUUGCAAACGUCAUGACAUGAAGAGGAGCUACUGGAUUGGCAUGCAACGAGGGAUGGGAGAGACCCGGAAAUGGCUAAAUGGAGACACUGCGAAGAUGAAAGUGAUUGGAGGAGGAGAAUGUGCCUAUUGGAAAGCACAAGAUACCAGUGCCACAGCCUCAAGGUGCACUUCAGUACACCAGUGGUUUUGCAGCAAAUCUGCCAUAUCUAAAAAUCACGAUGACGUAUGAAUAAAAAAUAUAUUAAAGCUAGUAAACGUAGUUUCCUCCAAAUGUGUUGCACUACGGCUACCAUCAUCCCCGUGCAGGCUGGCUGUGGUUAAUGCAUGUUGGCAUCUCAUUCGCCACCCCUGUGUUAUAUAGGGACGCCAUACGUCCUGAUUUUCCUCUGAAAAUGGCGCACUGGAUAAUUUUUCGGAAAUUGGGCAAAUGUCCUGGGAAACUGGCAAUGGGGGUUAAAUCAUGCCAAAAAUGCUUUUAAAAGCUCCAGAACUGAAAAAUUGUUGUAGCUUUUACUAAAGAAAAAAGAAAAAAAGCUCAACUUUGGGGUCUUCCUAAAAAAAGCUGAACAACUUAUGUGGGAUGUAACAUAAGCAGUCAAGUGCAACGCUUCCUGUUUUCCUAGAGUGGAGACACAGGGGGAUGUUACUCCAGUUCCAGGAGGACUUCCUGUCACACCUAGUCUGGAGCAUCCUCCCCCUGCAUGUGACCAGAUGGGUGUGCGUGACCCUGGGAGACCCCAUAAAAGGGGCUGCUCGCUGCUCUCUUGAGGACCAAUUUAGCCUGAUCCUCCAUUCCUUUUUCCCUUCUCUUUUUAUGAAGAAACCCUUCUGGGACCUUAACAUUAAAAUUCUUCCCUGCUCUCCUUGCCAGCCUUAGCAGGACUAACUUGGCCAGUUAGCCCUGGCGAUGCUAUUGUACUUUAUGCUGUUUUUAAGCUAUUUUAAAGUCGUUUUUAAUCAGUGUUUUAUACUUGUUGUUAGACACCCUGAGCCCGGUUUCUAAACUGGGAUAUUAUUAUUAUUAAUUGUUGUUGUUGUUUUGAUGCCAUCCCUCGUUGUUCUUGUUGUUCUUUUGAUGCUGAUACUGUCUGCUGGCUCUCCGCCAGCAGGACAUGGGCUCAAAUCCUCAUAUGGGAUGAACCCACAUUCUCUUCUGUAACUCUAAGCUAAAGCCUGCCUUCAGGGAUUCAACUGUGAACUGAAUGUGAGUAAACUUCUUGUUACUUAUAAA